GCGGUAUUUUAUGCUGUCCACACGCUUUUCCUAACCUAAAUCACCGUCUCCUACCUCCUAACCCAACUUUUACUAAAGCAACAACAAUUUCUUUUUUGCACAGUUUUCCUUUUAUUUUUAGCAUCAUUUUAUAGAAAAAACUCCGUUUAUGUUACCGAGCCUAAUUCCAAUAUGGAAAAAAGCGUAAUUGAGAAAUACGAAAAGCAAGCAGCUCAAGCAGAGGAGGAAAUAAACCUUCUAAGAAGUCAAUUAGAAAACAUUGAAACCUGCAUAAAAAACAACACAGUCGAACAUUUAGAUCCUGAAAUUGCCAAACUUGUAACCGAAAAUACCAAACUGAAACAUCGAUUGGCUAUUUUGAAUAGGGCAAUUAUGGAGGAAUCCUCAAAAACCCCUAACGCACGGGGUGCAUUACCGAGUAUUCUUAAAACACUUAAUGCCUUAUUUUUGGGGGCGAUUCAAGCCGCCUGCCCCGAUAUAGCCGAGCCCCCUGUAGAUAUCGCGUUGUCCAGUGCUAAUUCCAAGUUUGGUGACUAUCAAUGCAAUUCUGCCAUGUCUUUGGCCAAUAUGUACAAACAGAUUGGCAAGAAGGUUCCUCCAAGGGAGAUCAGCGCUAAAAUAGUAGAGAACCUUCCUCCCCAUGAGCUGAUCGAUCACGUAGAGAUCGCAGGACCAGGUUUUAUAAACAUUUACCUUAGCAAGGAGUAUGUGAGGAAAGCGAUAAGUUCGAUUUUGUUGAACGGAGUGCAGCCCCCACCGUUACAAAGGAAACUGAGAGUUUUGGUGGAUUUUUCUUCGCCAAAUAUUGCGAAAGAAAUGCACGUGGGGCAUCUUAGGUCUACGAUUAUCGGGGACAGUAUUUGUAGGCUCUUAGAGUUCUUGGGUCAUGACGUGAUUAGGAUAAACCACUUGGGAGACUGGGGCACCCAAUUCGGCAUGCUAAUAGCCCAACUGCAAGAGAAAUACCCGGAUUACCUGAAACAGGCCCCACCCAUAAGCGAUCUACAAGCGUUUUACAAAGAAUCCAAGAAACGUUUCGAUGAGGACGAGGAAUUUAAAAAGCGCGCUUAUGCCAGCGUGGUAAAGCUCCAAUCGCACGAUCCCGAUCAUAUUAAGGCUUGGGAACUUAUCUGCGAUGUGUCCAGACGAGAUUUUCAAAAGAUAUACGACCGUUUGGAUAUUAAGUUGAUAGAGAGGGGUGAAUCGUUUUACCAGAGCAGAAUGGAGAAUAUAGUGAGAGAAUUGGAAAGCGCUGGGUUGCUGCAAGAGGACGAGGGCAGAAAAGUGAUGUGGGGUAAGUUAUGGUACCGUUUUACUUCCGGUACCUUUAUAUGUAUUAAUAUUGCAGGUGAUACCAUUAAGAUUCCCUUGACGGUGGUGAAGUCCGACGGGGGUUUUACUUAUGAUACAUCGGACAUGGCCGCCAUAAAGCAACGAAUUGAGGAAGAGAAAUGCGAUUGGGUGAUUUACGUGACGGAUUCGGGCCAAGCGACGCACAUUUAUAAUAUUUUCGAUUGCGCCAAGAAGGCUGGCAUUUUGGAUCCGAGUAAAAUAAGGACGGACUUCGUAGGCUUCGGAGUGGUGCUGGGCGAAGACAAAAAAAAGUUCAAAACGCGCUCGGGCGACACCGUACGCCUCCUGGAUCUGCUCGACGAGGGUCUGAAACGUUCCGAGGCGAAACUCAAGGAGAAAGAAAGAGACAAAGUGCUGACCGCGGAGGAGCUACGUCAAGCCCAAGAAUCGGUCGCUUACGGUUGCAUCAAAUACGCCGACUUGUCGCACAACAGAAAUCACGAGUACGUUUUUUCGUUCGAUCGCAUGUUGGACGACAAAGGCAACACCGCGGUGUAUCUUUUGUACGCUUAUACCAGGAUCAGGUCGAUUGCUCGGAACGCGAACUUUACCCCCGAGAAAAUUACGGAGUUGGCCCGGGAUAGUGCGGCGUCUUUGGAGCACGAGAAGGAGUUGAAACUCGCUAAAGCUCUGGUGCGUUUCUCGGACGUGUUGCUUAAAAUAACGGAGGAUCUUUGCAUGCAUCAUUUGUGCGAGUACGUGUAUCAUAUCGCCACGAGUUUUACCGAGUUUUACGAUUCUUGCUAUUGUAUCGAGAGGGAUUCUUCAGGGGAUAUCGUCAAGGUUAACGUGGGGAGGAUCUUGUUGGCCGAAGCGGCCGCGAUGGUUAUGGACGGGUGUUUUAACAUUUUAGGGCUUAAACCCGUGUCUAGGAUGUAGGCAAUAAAUAACAGAUUUUUCUA
Molecule: messenger RNA, 2255 nt
Organism: Anthonomus grandis grandis
Lineage: Eukaryota; Metazoa; Arthropoda; Insecta; Coleoptera; Curculionidae
Gene: ArgRS
Product: arginine--tRNA ligase, cytoplasmic
Exons: 7
Coding region: 172-2232 (686 amino acids)
Biological process (GO): arginyl-tRNA aminoacylation
Cellular component (GO): cytoplasm
Molecular function (GO): ATP binding; arginine-tRNA ligase activity
Source: RefSeq, a predicted model, not a curated record